GCCAGUAAUAUUCACUUUGAAACAUUGCGUCUUGUAGCCUACUCUGUCAUUUGGCAUUUCCCUCUGUCUGAAAAAUUACUGUUUAUUGAGCAAAGGUCACAUGCAGCGAUCUAGUUGCACGUGAGCUCAGGCGCGCCAGCAAAGGCUUGCUCCCUUGCGCAUGACCGCCUCUCGCAAAACUGCAAGUCGAGACUGAGAGUGUCUUUUUCCUCUUUUUGAACCACAUUUCAGAGGCAUGUUGUAAACUACAAACAGUGUUCUCACAGGACCUGGCAAUUUAUCUUGUGCUAAAAUAUUGAACUGAACGAAAUGGUUUGCUGUCCGACUGGAUAGACACUUCAGCACACUGGACAGCUCUCUAUCGUGUCAACGAUUCUAAACUUGACAGUCAUCGUUAAAAUGCCUUUCUGUACGGGCCAACCCUUUUGGAAUACAGAUGAUGAUAUGAGAUGGACUCUUAAAAACAUCUGGUGACUCACUGUUGAGCAAUGCACUUAUUGGAUAUUGUCCUGGGAUUCAUCAUCAUUGUGAUCGCCGUUGUGUCUUUCUUUUCUAACUUGCUGGUGCUGCUAUGUUUCAUCUACAGCGUCGAGAUACGCGGACAGGUGCCAGGAAUCUUCAUCCUGAACCUGUCCUUCAGCAACAUUAUCAUCGCUAUUGUGAACAUGCCUGCUACUUUGGUCGGAGUAGCCAAAAACAUGAAACCUUUUGGUGAUUCUUUUUGCUCUACAAUUACAUUUAUGGAGACAUUUCUAACAACCAACACUACCCUGAGUAUGGCUGCGCUUAGCAUCGACAGGUGGAUAGCGAUGGUUUUCCCGCUGAGUUACUCUACCAAAAUGCGUUAUAAGGACGCCGUUAUAAUGGUCGGAUACGCUUGGGUCCAUUCUUUUGCCUUCUCCAUGUGUGCGCUGUUAUUCUCUUGGGCAGGAUAUAACCAAACAUAUGCGUCUUGCACCCUGCACCUGGGCGCAACGGAGAACGGAUGGGCGAAGUUCACAGCAUUCUCUAUAGUGUUUCAGACCACCAGUUUUUUGCUUCCCUUCAUCAUUCUUUGCUUCACUUACCUGAAAGUUUUGACAGUUGCCCGUUUUCAUUGCAAAAGGAUAGACGUUAUAACGGUGCAAAUGGUGCUUCUUUUUGUGGACAUUCACCCAAGUGUGAAACAACGGUGUCUUUUGGAGCAGAAAAAGAGAAGACGGAGAGCCACCAAUAAAAUCUGUAUUUUCAUUGGCUCUUUUGUUGUGUGCUUCGCUCCCUAUGUCAUAACAAGGUUAACUGAACUGGCGCCAGACAUUCACAUUGACCACCACUGGGGAAUCAUGAGCAGAUGCCUGGCAUACAGCAAAGGAGCACUCGACCCCUUUGUGUACUCUCUUCUCCGCCAGCAGUACAGGAAGGCUCUAAUCAGCAUGGCCAACAGGGUCCUGGGACGUGGUGCCUACCCCUCCUCUGGCCACAGCUGCAGUGCGGACACAGACAAUGACGGCUCCUUGCGGACAGUCAGCUAGUCACUGAGAGCUGAAAGCUAAGCUAACUAUUAACUUAUGCAACGACUGAGAGAAGCUGACAUUCUGUGAACCACCAACACGCUAGCACUGCCUGUGACUGCCCCUGAGGGGAGAAAGUACUGAAUCAGCAAGUGGCUAAUGGCUUUGGCUACUCAGGUGUAUAAAGGAACAGUGAGCUAAUGAUAACUGCUAACUCCUUAUGCUACAUGAACGACUGUAUAUGUUUCUUGUAAUAACACAAACACAUCAAGAUGUUGGAUAAUGGAGAAUGCCUGCUUCAAACAAGAGAUUACACAAUUCAAGGCACAUGUGUGGUGGACAGCUGGCAUUAUUCACUUCUGUUUGAGAUAUAGUGAGUUUGGUAAAAGGGGUAAAUGUGCUGGGUAAAAUGGUCAAAGUACUUCAAGGUACUGCAAAUGCCCAUUUAGAGCUUAACUAAACAGUGGCAGGAGGAAACUUUCAUUUGUGGUGUAAAAUAAUACUGUAGCCUGCAGUGUGCCUGUUAGAAUGUUUAUGUUCGAUUCUGUGUUUAAUGUUUCAUUGUAGAAUGUAUUGUGUUAAUGUCAGCGUGUAUUUCUGUUAUCCGUGUGAUAUGUGUAAUUGAGUGUGUGCACUGUUUCCUAGUGUGUCAUGUAAAGAUUAGACCCCCCCAGUGAUUCUACCCUUCUCUGUCAGUCAGAAUGAAUGUUGUGUUGGUGAAUAAACAGCAAGACGCCGACGAAAGGCCUGCUUCCUGCUUCCAUCGGUACACUGGUGUCCGCAGUGGGAUGGAAGAGAUGAACAUGGGACAUCACAGAUCUUUGCGACGAGCUGCAGAAGAGCAUUAUUCCGAGAGCCUUAACCUGGUCGUGUCCCCACCCUGGACCCGGCAGGAAGGAGCGGCGGAUGGCGCCAGCGUUCCCCGCCCUGGACGACACGAGGUGAGCUCCAACGCUAUGCCAGGACUUAGGGACCCCGCUGCCACCACCCUAACCCUAACCACGCCAGGACCAGGGGCCAAAAAUGCCAGCGCAUCCACCUCAGACAAAAGAAGCAGCCGCACAGGUAGCCCCAGGACCAGCUCCAGCUCCGAGCGGACAACGGAGGCACCAUGCUGAAGGACCACAAAACUACCACAUUACAAUGGAGAGGGGCUGCUUGAGACCUACCUGGUACAAGUGCAGCUGGCAGCGAGUUUUAACGGCUGGUCAUCUUGAGGAGACAAGGGUCCAGGUUGUGCUUGCCUUGGAGGGCAAGGCGCUUCAAACUAUUGGUUGACUUGCGGGCGGCAGAGCAGGCGAGCCUGCCAGCCAUUGAGAGGUUGCUCCAGCGCCGGUUUGGCAGACGGUUGUUUCCUGACCGCUCACAGCUGGAGUGAAAGAGAGAGCCUGUGGCGCCUACACUGCUGAUCUCUGCCCGGACCACCCCAUCUCUCAAACACACACGCACACACACCAUCUUCUGCAUGCUUGAUGGGCCACCCCGUCUUCAAGGACAGCCAGCAAGAUGAGCUUGCGCUCAAUUGCUCCGGGUCCCUGUGGCAGCCCUGGACGAGGCAGAGUGGGUGGAACUCUUCCAGUGGUCCCCAGGCUCGAAACAUUAUGGGUUCCAAGCCGACCUAGAAGAGAGUGAGGAGGAGGAAGAGGCGACUCGUCCUAAACGACCAAAGCGGGGGGCCUGGAGAGCGGCAGGGCAGGCGGAGGGUUGCUACUGAUGCAGGAACCGAGGGAUUGCAG
Messenger RNA from Clupea harengus (Atlantic herring), 3226 nucleotides. RefSeq names its product G protein-coupled receptor 78a (gene gpr78a). Gene Ontology annotation, biological process: adenylate cyclase-activating G protein-coupled receptor signaling pathway. Gene Ontology annotation, molecular function: G protein-coupled receptor activity. The record is from RefSeq and is a predicted model, not a curated record. Gene Ontology annotation, cellular component: membrane. Lineage: Eukaryota; Metazoa; Chordata; Actinopteri; Clupeiformes; Clupeidae.